Molecule: messenger RNA, 1821 nt
Organism: Camellia sinensis
Lineage: Eukaryota; Viridiplantae; Streptophyta; Magnoliopsida; Ericales; Theaceae
Product: protein DETOXIFICATION 18
Biological process (GO): xenobiotic detoxification by transmembrane export across the plasma membrane
Cellular component (GO): membrane
Molecular function (GO): xenobiotic transmembrane transporter activity; antiporter activity
Source: RefSeq, a predicted model, not a curated record
AUAGCAAAAUAUAUAAAGCCUUGCACCAAAAAAUAUAUAUAUAUACAUAUAUAUAGAGCCUAGCCUAGAGAGAGAGAGAGAUGUCUGUGAACACAAAUGGUUCAGAAUCUUCUGAUGUUAUUCCUCUGCUAGACUACUGUGGUGGUGGUGGUGAACAUGAACAUGGUGGAAGAGACGGUGGUGAUAGGUGGUGGAACAAGGUGUUGGAUAUGGAAGAAGCCAAAAAACAGGUGUUGUUUUCGAUGCCGAUGAUAAUUACCAACGUUUCUUACUACUUAAUACCUGUGGUGGCUGUCAUGUUCGCCGGCCACCUCGGAGAUCUCGAGCUCGCCUCCUCUAACCUCGCCAAUUCUUGGGCCACCGUCACUGGCUUUGCUUUCAUGACAGGCCUAAGUGGUGCACUUGAAACACUAUGUGGGCAAGGCUAUGGCGCAAAACUGUACAGAAUGUUAGGCAUAUACCUCCAAGCUUCUUGCAUCAUAUCACUCUUCUUCUCCAUCAUUGUCUCAAUCUUAUGGCUAUAUUCAAAACCCAUUCUGAUCUUACUCCACCAAGAACCUCAAAUAUCAGAGUCUUCUGCUCUCUACAUCAAGUUUCUAAUCCCGGGCCUAUUCGCCUACGGCUUUCUUCAGAACAUCUUGAGGUUUUUGCAGACACAGAGUGUCGUUGCGCCUCUGGUUGUCUGCUCUGUGCUCCCACUGAUCAUCCACAUUGGCAUCACUUAUCUGUUGGUUCAUAAGACUGGUCUUGGCUUCAAGGGAGCUGCAAUGGCAGUUUCUGUGUCGUUGUGGAUUGCUGUUGUGAUGUUGGCAGGGUACGUGCUUUGGGCGAAGAAAUUUAAGGAUACGUGGAACGGGUUUUUGUUGGAGUCGUUUCAUCAUGUUUUGUCUAACUUGAAAUUGGCUCUGCCUUCUGCGGCAAUGGUGUGCUUGGAAUAUUGGGCUUUUGAGCUGCUGGUACUAUUAGCUGGAUUGAUGCCAAAUUCAGAAAUAACCACUUCAUUGAUUGCAAUGUGUGUAAAUACAGAAGCUAUAGCCUACAUGAUUACUUACGGACUCAGCGCUGCUGCAAGCACAAGGGUGUCAAAUGAGUUGGGAGCAGGCAAUCCAGACCGAGCCAAGCUUGCCAUGGGGGUCACCCUCAAGCUCUCUAUAUUUCUUGCUCUUACUGUAGUUCUGGCUCUAACCUUUGGGCAUAAUAUCUGGGCUGGCUUCUUCAGUGAUAGCUCAACAAUUAUACAAAAAUUUGCUUCGUUGACCCCUUUUCUUGUAGUUUCUAUCAUAUUUGAUUCAUUCCAAGGGGUCCUAUCAGGGGUGGCCAGGGGAUGUGGUUGGCAGCACUUGGCAGUGUAUAUUAACUUGGGAACAUUCUACUGCAUUGGCAUGCCCAUUGCCAUUCUUCUUGCGUUUAAAUUCAAACUAUAUGCUCAGGGGUUGUGGUUGGGCUUAAUCUGUGGUCUGUCAUGCCAAGCUGGCACUCUAUUGUUGCUUACAAAGUUCUCUAAAUGGGCUAAGAUGGAGCUUUCUGAAAACAGCCAUGAGGAGAGCCCUGUUCUUGUUUAAUAACCAUAACCAUAACCAUAACCAUACAUUCCUCGCAUAUUCUUCUUGAGGAUCAAAAUAGAGAAAUAAUCAAAUCUUGAUCAGCAAUCUUCAAACUUAACUCAAUUAUUUUUGUCAUGUAAUCAAACAUAUAUAUAUGGUUGUAACUGUAACUUAUUAUUCACUAUCCUCCAUACAAUUUUGGGUAUUUAUAAGAAUAAAACAAAAUAAAUUAGUGGAAUUGUGUAAUUCCCCUAAUGAAUAGCAGUUCCAAGUGACA